CAUUCAAGUGGCCACAGAGGUCCGCUGCCUGGCACGCGUUAGAGACGAGCGUAGAUGUGUUUGGAGGACGUGCAACUGGACGCUAAAUAGCACAGGAGGAGUUGUUUCUUAUUACCACACUGGAAGGUGUAACAGUUUUGUCGUCAACAUCGCGCGUGUGGGUGGAUUUUAUUGAGGACUCACCUUCAACCUGAACCGUGGGACCAGACCUGUGCAAAAAGAACAUUUCAACUAAAUAAGUUGGGAUUCUACAUUAGGGAGUGUUUUUUCUUUUCUUUUUAUUUUGGAGCUGGGUGGACGUUGCUGAAUUGCGCCUGAAACGGGGUUUGGAAGCUGCGAUGAACCGAGCGCUCUGAUGCGGUUAAGGUGUGCUUGAGUCCCGCGGGUAAACAGUACAGUCCACCAACUAUAACGUGGUUUUCAUUUUUGUUUUUAGUUACAUACUUUUGACCAGUUUAAUGGGGGCAAACAUACAUCCAGCCAACACUUGGCUGCACUUUUACGCACGCUAGAUGUGCCAGCACCGUUAAAUGAAUGUUGAUCAUUUCCCAUCGAGUAACGGACUUAUUACGCCUAAAUCAUCGAAUGAAUUCUCAACUAAAGCAAACAACCAGCCGCUUUUUAUUGAGGAAAAGCAUUUAAAAUAUUUAAGAAGCAGUUGACUUAUGCGCGCAAAUGCGGUCGGAAGCUUUAGAUUUGUGUCCCUAAAAUGUGUAUUAUUGGUGUCUUUUAAGACACCAUAGUGAAUGCUCCCUUUUAUUAGUGCGUUUUCAGCCCUCGAGGAAAAGAUGAACCUGUGUUUUGUCAGCCUUCUCCUCACUUUGGAUUUGGUCACCGUUGCGCUCAGUUUGUCAACAUGCAGCAUAUUGGACAUGGAGCAGUUCAAGAAGAAGCGCAUCGAAGCUGUCCGAGGGCAAAUCCUCAGCAAACUCAAACUCGCCAAUCCCCCGGAGGACUUCCCCGAGCCCGAGGACGUGUCCAAGGACAUCGUGGCCAUUUAUAACAGUACACGGGACCUAUUGCAAGAAAAGGCCAAUGAACGGGCUGCAACGUGCGAGCGCCAACGGAGUGAGGAGGAGUAUUACGCCAAGGAGGUGCACAAGAUUGAAAUGCAGCCCAUCUAUCCAUCUGAGAAUGUCAUUUCUCCCACUCUGUUCAACCGUUACUUCAGACGGCUAAUGUUUGACGUGUCCCCUAUGGAGAAGAAUUCGUCCAACCUGGUGAAAGCCGAGCUGAGAAUCUUCCGUCUUCAAAAUCCUACUGCAAGAGUUUCUGAGCAGCGCAUUGAGUUGUACCAGACUUUAGCACACAAAGAUCUGACAUCCCCAACUCAACGAUACAUCGACAGUCGAGUGGUACGAACACAAGCAGAGGGCGAGUGGCUGACGUUUGACGUGACGGAUUCAGUGAGUGAAUGGAUGAACCACAGAGAUAGAAACAGUGGAUUCAAGCUCAGCCUACAUUGUCCAUGCUGUACUUUUGUUCCAUCAACUAACUACAUCAUUCCCAACAAGAGUGAGGAGCUGGAGGCACGGUUUGCAGGUAUUGAUGACAGCUUCGUCAGCGGUGGCGAUCUGAAAGAUUUCAAGAGGUUGCGCCACAAUACACGGGCUCCACACCUUCUAAUCAUGCUGCUGCCGUCAUACCGUUUGGAGUCUCCGUUUCACCACAAAUCACAUCGAGCAAAGAGAGCCCUGGAUGCAGCUUACUGCUCCAAAAAUGUUCAAGACAACUGCUGCUUAAGGACGCUCUUCAUCGACUUCAAGAAAGACCUCGGCUGGAGGUGGAUUCAUGAGCCAAAGGGUUACGAGGCCAACUUUUGUGCUGGAGCUUGUCCAUAUCUAUGGAGUGCUGACACACAGCAUGCCAAGGUGUUGGGUCUUUAUAACACGAUCAAUCCUGAUGCAUCAGCGUCACCCUGCUGUGUGUCCCAGGACCUGGAGCCCCUCACCAUCCUCUACUAUAUCGGCAAGACGCCCAAAAUAGAACAGCUCUCCAAUAUGAAGGUCAAGUCUUGCAAGUGCAGCUAGAAACCAAGCCAGCACGAGCCACACCCGCCUUCCUUCGCACAAUAAUGCACGCACACACACUAAUUGCAACCAUGCUAUCUCUUCUAUUUUCACUCAGCACGGUUCAGUGUCAUGUGUUCAAGAUUAGAGGUACUGAACAAAUAAACCUCAUUCCAAAAUGGCACUGCAAUGCUCUUAGAAAUACACGACACGGACCAUUGAUUCCAUAAAGACUUUGACACCAUGUGCCUUGUAUUUGUUUUUUCCCAUGCUGUUUAACAGACGGCAAAGUUGAAGUGUGCCUACGGUUUGUAGUGCCCCGCUCGGCUUUCCAAGCAUCACCCCCCUGUCGGCUAUCAGAUGUCAAGAUUCAACCUGUCAUAUCCAAUCAAGCAAGGGUAACACUGCAGUUAUUUUGGCUGGUGUAUUGUUCGCAUGCAACUACACAAACUAAACAAAAAAGGCUAGAAGAAGAAGAAAUCCUUUGAUUUUCUUAUCGACAUUGACAACCGUAAAAUGAUAAUUAUACGAGACAGAGCAUUGCAGGUAAAUGUUUUGUAUGGUAUGUUAGCUAUACAUUACAAUGAUGGAAACAUAGUGGAACUAAUGAAGAUCCAGUUUUAGUGAGAUUGACUAAUACUCAGGGCUCUGUUUUAGUGGACAGCGUGCCUACGCUCAGAUUUAAAAACUGAUUUGGCAGUUGCUUAUAAAAGCCCUUUGCAUAUGUCCGGAUCCUGAAUGGACUCCAGCCAUGUAUAUUGUGCGCCUCUCCUGCGCUGAUUUAAAGGGAAAAAGAGGCCGGCACACCCACAACGGCACAAACUGCCCAUUUCUAACUGCGUCCCUAAACGAAAAUACCGUCAGAAAGAAAACUCCACCUAUGUGCAGAGUUAGUUUGCGCAUUGUGAUGAACCUGUGCUUGGCACAAAAGAAGUUCACUGAGUCUUUUUCUCUCAAACUAAAAAAGUACAAAUUUUUAGUCUACCCCUUAUUUACUCAUUUAGUUUUAGAGAAUUGUUGUAUGUUCAGUAAAGUGGGGUCAAAUUUGCUUGAAACGUGACAGUUACAAAUAACUGACUUGUCGCUACAUGUGCUAUUUUUUAUCAAUAGAUGACACCAUCCAAAAAUCUCACCCAAAACUCAUCUUGUCUCAAUUUAUUCAUUCAGUGUGAAGUGUGGGUAUUGCAAAUUGAACACAGAGCUGUUUCAUUUGCAGGAAUCAAUGACAUUAUGUUGUAUUAAUAUUAACCAUAGUACAACUACCGAGAGGUGAUUGAAUAAACGAAUCAGGAAAACCCUGGUAGAAAAAAAAUAUUGUUAAAAUGAAACAUGGAUUUAAUGUGUCUUCAUUUUAGUAAUGCAAGGACAAAAUGUUGAUUUCCGUCGUCACAAUGUGCAAGUGGAAAUACCCUUUUUUUUUCAUUCGCCUUCUAUAGAAGGCUCAGUCAACAUGAAUCACCUCACACACUUGUCACAUGAGACCGAUUAAGGCAAACACUGGAAGUUUAUGUGAUGAGUUUUUAUAUGUGAAAUGAUUACACAGAUCCACCCUCAAUCCCCAUCCAUCUUUUUGCUCUCUCCCUUAUUGAGUCACGUCACAUCCUCAUUUGUAUUUGUCUUUGUUUUGUAUCCUUUGUAUUUUUAAUGUAUUCAUUGUUUUGCUAUUUAAGAUGUUUUUGCUUAGGUGCUUAGAAUAUAUUUGACAGUGGACAAUUCACUGACCUUGCAUUGUGGGUAUGCGCCCCCUUCAACCUUUUGUAUCUUUCAGGUGCUCUAUUAAAGAUUAUUUUUGUUUUAAAAUGUUACUAGUUUUGGAAAUAACUGCUGUCAGCUUAUACAGGUUGAUUUCCAAACCUUUUUUUUUUCUUUCGAAAUAGUUCACUCUAUGCGUCUGUCAUUAAAACGUUAUUUGGGAGUACAAUUCCGUUUGCAAUCUUGUUCCUGCGGUGGCUAUUCUAGCAGCUUCAAGAUUGUUGACUUUCUGACAAGCCCAAAUGACCUUUGGAGCUCAAGUGCAUCGUACUAAAAGGCUAAUGACAUUGAGUUGCUGUAGCUUCCUCAAUCUUUACGACCACUUACUGUAGUGAGCAUGUUGACAACAUGGGCAUUCAAGCAAUUAUUACGAUGCAUCUCGACAUUUAACAUUGGCCGGGCUGCAGCAUUUGUUAAAUUGUUAAAAGGUGGAGGAAGCUACUGAAAUCCUUCCCAAAAUGAUAGUUAUUUACCUGUCUGCCUAAAAAGAAAGAGUCAGACAAACCUGGAAAGACAGCUCAAAUAUGUAUCUAAAAAAAAGUGAAUUCAGUUCAAAAGUCCUCAUUUUUGUUGAAGAUGGUAAAGCAAUGAAAUUGAAAAUCUCUGCAUUAAAGCACCAAAAAAUAGUUUCAUCUUGUUGUCUAAUAGAUUUGUUAAGCACAUCCAACAUGAAAAGGUGUGCCACACAACAUAUUAGUUUUCAACCAAGCAUUCAAAUGGCCAAAAACUGAAUCGGGACAACUUUGCCUACCUUCUGGAAUAAAACUGAAGGGUUUCUGGCAGGAUCAAUUCGAGGGAACUCUGUUGAGGAAGCCAGUCUGAAAACAUAUCUUUCUCGCGUGACAAAAAUCUACCAUUUAUGUUCCACUUAUCAUACUGCGUUUGACUCAAUCACGGUUGAACCUGUGAUUUGUGGUUAAAAUAAAAAAGCUUUCCACGCAUGGAGAAAAUAAAAAAACAUUUUAUACAUGCGGAUGAAUACUGGGUGUCAUGUCAUACACUCAUCAUGUGUUUAGCCCACAGUGGUUUAAAAAAUAUUUAAUUGGAGAAACUGGUUUUAUGACGAGGUUUUUGGACAAAUGAUGACAGUCCAAUGUUGCUUACUAAAAGAGGAAGCCUUUGAAAUCUUAUAAGAUCUCAAAAACAUUUCAAAAUGUUUCGCUCAGUCAAUGGUCAAAUCAAGUAUUCCACUUUAUUUAAGUUUACAAUAAUAUCGUCAUGGGCAUUCUGUAUUUCUGCCACAACAUCUGCCUGUCAUUAGCGUUUAAAACAAAUUGCACUGAUGAUGUUUUAUUUUUAGUACGUUGAAAAACAGUUCUCUUUAUAUUUUGGUUAGUUAAAAAAUCAUCAAAAAAAGAGUCUGGAUUAUCAGCCUGGUUGGGCAAUGCCAGUAGACAGCCUGACUAGCAGGGGGAAAAAAAAAAAUUCUUUCUUUGUCAUGAUGGAGCUGUUGUUGUUUUAUUCGUGUUUCUUUUUUUUUUUUUUUUUUUUUUUGAAAUGUGAUUACGACCCGCUAUACUGUACUGUAAUGCAGUAUACUGUGGUACCCUAGUGGUAAAUAAAUUAUUUAUGUUUCAAGGAA
Molecule: messenger RNA, 5343 nt
Organism: Syngnathus typhle (broad-nosed pipefish)
Lineage: Eukaryota; Metazoa; Chordata; Actinopteri; Syngnathiformes; Syngnathidae
Gene: tgfb2
Product: transforming growth factor, beta 2
Exons: 7
Coding region: 747-2030 (427 amino acids)
Biological process (GO): regulation of cell population proliferation; transforming growth factor beta receptor signaling pathway; BMP signaling pathway
Cellular component (GO): extracellular region
Molecular function (GO): growth factor activity; type III transforming growth factor beta receptor binding; cytokine activity
Source: RefSeq, a predicted model, not a curated record